AUGGCAUCCAAACGACAAAGGGAUGAGGCCCAGAUGGAGGAGAUGAGCGAGGGGGAAGAGCUAAAACGGCAGAAAUCAUACGACCAAAUCCUAUCCCUUUUGGAGGAAGAGGAAGAGGAAGCUGUUGAGGAUUUGUCGUCGAUCAUCAGCUCACUCCAGCAAGAAAUAUCUUCUUCUUCUUCUUCUUCUUCUUCUUCUUCUCCAUGUUCCACAAAAUGGCAUCCAAUUUCGAAACAGAACAACACCCAGAAGGCGGAGAUGGAGGAGGCGGCGGCAAGCGCAGAGUGUGGAUCAGUAAAAGAUUAUGCUUCUUGUUGUUGUUCUUCUUCUUCGUCUGUGAACGAGGAAGAGGGCGGUGAAAGAGAGAGAGUGAUGAGACACCUUCUGGAAGCUUCGGAUGAUGAGCUUGGGAUUCCAAACAGUGAGUUUGUGGUGGGUGAAGGAAUGGAUGGAGUGGCGUUGUGUGAUGCGUUGUGGGAGUUGGAAGACGAGGCUGCCAAUUACUACACCUUGUUUCACUCCCAGCUUUUUGUGUAG
This is a messenger RNA of Cucurbita moschata (crookneck pumpkin), 537 nucleotides long. RefSeq lists its product as uncharacterized. The transcript has a single exon. Bases 1 to 537 code for a protein of 178 amino acids. The record is from RefSeq and is a predicted model, not a curated record. Lineage: Eukaryota; Viridiplantae; Streptophyta; Magnoliopsida; Cucurbitales; Cucurbitaceae.